AUGCUCUUAGGAGAGCCUGGACUGGGAAAAACUUAUAUCUCAAUGGCCAUUGCCCGAGCCUUAGGUCGAGGCUUCCAUAUGGUCGGCAUGAACGGCAAAUUAAAUGCUUCUUUAAUUACCGGCACUAACAUUGAAAACCCUGGGGCAGAGCCAGGGGAAGUGCUGAAAGCCAUCAGCCGAAGAGAAGACCGAGCUUGUGUAAUUUGCUUUGACGAGAUUGAAAAAGCCGCGAGAGAGUGUAAGGAGGCGGCUGGGAUACCGACCGAUAUAACUGGCAACAAAGAUUUCACGGAUACUUUUUUAGACUUUCCUACUCCCACGAAUGAGUGUAUCUUUAUUGCUACCGUGAACCGUCCCGAGGAUGUGCCGAACUUUGUGGCUGAUCGGUUUGCCAUCAAAGUAGAAGUUUUACCUUUGCCUUACGGGGAAAGGUUAGAGGUAGUGAGGGUAGUUUUAGCCGGAGAGUUAAAGAAACUCAACAAUGCUUUCCAAAGAAUUUACCACCAAGACUGGCAAGCAGUGUUUAAUUUGUUUGACCACGAAGAAUUUGAUUUUUUAGAGCCAGAAACAGCCCUGCCCACUGAUUUAGUGGGUUAUAAUUGGGAUUUCCUCCAAAGAGAAGGCAAAGACGAAAGUUGCCCGUAUGGCAAAGAUAUAAGGAAUAAUCACAAGUUUUUACCUUUGACUAAAACUUUUGCUGACUGGCAAAAACACUGGACAGAGUUUUUUAUUAGAAAACACACGGAACUAGAAAACUUGAUUAAUUCUUUUGGGGGUUAUUUCCGAAGUGAGAUUAUUCCGGUGUUGGAAAGCCCAGAAGGAGAUAAAACCCUUUUAUUUCGCUGUAAGAGAAUUUUGGAUAAUAAAAUCAUUGGAGAAAGCAGCUCACUUUUCCUAGACUUGGUUAUUUGGGAAGUAGAAUAUCGGCAACAACAGCAAUUUAAGGAAAGGCUCCGAGAGUUUAAUGCUAAUCCAGCUUUUUUAACCGACCGAGAGGAUGAGUUGAUGGCUAGUGAUUUAGAAAAGCUUAUUGACGGGAGAAUUAAUUAUAAUGUAGCUUGCCGGUGGUAUUGGAAAUGA
This is a messenger RNA of Entrophospora sp. SA101, 1080 nucleotides long. The record is from the annotation of a GenBank genome assembly. NCBI's taxonomy places the organism in Eukaryota, Fungi, Glomeromycota, Glomeromycetes, Entrophosporales, Entrophosporaceae.